AUGCUUCUCAACCUUAAUCCUCAACGUAUCAUCCAGGGCAAUGCUUCUCAACCUCAACGUAUCACCCUGGGCAAUGCCUCUCAGCCUCAACGUAUCACCCUGGGCAAUGCCUCUCAGCCUCAACGUAUCACUCUGGGCAAUGCUUCUCAGCCUCAACGUAUCACUCUGGGCAAUGCUUCUCAGCCUCAACGUAUCAUCAUGGGCAAUGCUUCUCAGCCUCAACGUAUCAUCCAGGGCAAUGCUUCUCAGCCUCAACGUAUCACUUUAGGCAAUGCUUCUCAACCUCAAUGUAUCACCCUGGGCAAUGCUUCUCAACCUCAACGUAUCACUCUGGGCAAUGCUUCUCAGCCUCAAUGUAUCACCCUGGGCAAUGCUUCUCAACCUCAAUGUAUCACUCUGGGCAAUGCUUCUCAGCCUCAACUUAUAACCCUGGGCAAUGCUUCUCAGCCUCAACGUAUAAUCCAGGGCAAUGCUUCUCAACCUCAACGUAUCACCCUGGGCAAUGCUUCUCAGCCUCAACGUAUCACCCUGGCCAAUGUUUCUCAACCUCAACGUAUCACCCUGGGCAAUGCUUCUCAGCCUCAACGUAUCAUCCUGGGCAAUGUCUCUCAGCCUCAACGUAUCAUCUUGGGCAAUGCUUCUCAGCCUCAACGUAUCACUCUGGGCAAUGCUUCUCAGCUUCAACGUAUCAUCCAGGGCAAUGCUUCUCAGCCUCAACGUAUCAUCAUGGGCAAUGCUUCUCAGCCUCAACGUAUCAUCCUGGGCAAUGCUUCUCAGCCUCAACGUAUCAUCCUGGGCAAUGCUUCUCAGCCUCAACGUAUUACCCUGGAGGAAACACCGUUAAAGGGAAACUCCGAUGAAGUGAAAGAGUUAAGAGAAGUUGGCUCCUUGUUUCGAGACACAAUGGAAUUAUCCAGUUUGAUCACAGUAGAUUCUGCACAGAAGCAAUGA
Messenger RNA from Biomphalaria glabrata, 951 nucleotides. RefSeq lists its product as uncharacterized. The coding region runs from base 1 to 951 and encodes 316 amino acids. NCBI's taxonomy places the organism in Eukaryota, Metazoa, Mollusca, Gastropoda, Planorbidae. The record is from RefSeq and is a predicted model, not a curated record. The transcript is spliced from 4 exons.